AUAUCGUUAUUCUUUUAAGUUGAUACAAUAUAAAAUUCGGGCAACGCCUGUCGAAACGAUUGUCAUCAAUGACUGUAGUGUUUCGUAUUAUCUGUAUCAUCGGUUUGGAAUGCAACUUUCCGUCAAAAGAGAAGGUCAGGUUAACUUUCAAUCGUGUGGUUUAGAAAUUUGCACGUCAGUUAGCUGGCUUUUAAAAAAACUUGGGUGGUAUUUGUCAAUAUCUAAUUUUUGGUCCAAGAUGUCAAAUCCUGCAGAACGUUUAAACUAUAUUCAGGAUAGCAGUAGUGAUACAGAAACAGAUAAAGAAACGGGUGGUAGAGGACGUCAUCGUAUUUAUAAGAAUAGAAUGAGUUGUGGUGGCUCUUCAAAACCAAAAUCUUGUUUGGUACAAAGAGAUGGGAGCAAUGAAAGACACUGUCAUUCCUUCAAUUCUGGGAGACAAAAUACUAAUAUUAAUCAACAAAACAGACUUUGCUCUGGAGUUGGUGUUGGAAAAAAUCAACAAAAUCAAAGUAGAGACAAUUUACCAUCAUCAGGAUCUGUUACUGGUAUAAAUAAUCCACAAGCAAGUGAUGAACGCAUUACUCUUAUUGUUGAUAAUACUAGAUUUAUUGUUGAUCCUGCAUUAUUUACUGCACAUCCAAAUACAAUGUUAGGUAGAAUGUUUAGUUCUGGAGUUGAAUAUGCUCAACCAAAUGAGCGUGGAGAAUAUGAAGUUGCAGAUGGUAUAUCUGCUAUGGUGUUUAGAGCUAUUCUUGAUUAUUAUAAAGGUGGUGUAAUUCGAUGUCCUCCGACAGUUGCUGUUCAAGAGUUA
Messenger RNA from Apis dorsata (giant honeybee), 814 nucleotides. RefSeq names its product BTB/POZ domain-containing protein 10-like. NCBI's taxonomy places the organism in Eukaryota, Metazoa, Arthropoda, Insecta, Hymenoptera, Apidae. Gene Ontology annotation, cellular component: cytoplasm. Gene Ontology annotation, biological process: positive regulation of phosphorylation. The record is from RefSeq and is a predicted model, not a curated record. The annotation marks the transcript as partial. The transcript is spliced from 5 exons.